Periophthalmus magnuspinnatus is the source of this 3180-nucleotide messenger RNA. It is a transcript of the gene ccnk, whose product is annotated as cyclin K. The coding region runs from base 143 to 1795 and encodes 550 amino acids. The transcript has 11 exons. Gene Ontology annotation, molecular function: cyclin-dependent protein serine/threonine kinase activator activity. Gene Ontology annotation, cellular component: cyclin/CDK positive transcription elongation factor complex; nucleus. NCBI's taxonomy places the organism in Eukaryota, Metazoa, Chordata, Actinopteri, Gobiiformes, Gobiidae. Gene Ontology annotation, biological process: positive regulation of DNA-templated transcription, elongation; regulation of transcription by RNA polymerase II. The record is from RefSeq and is a predicted model, not a curated record.
GCCUCCAGGAGUGACGCACAGUAAUGGCGGUGCCCUUGUUAGAAUGGGGACUGCUGUUGGUCAUUUAUUAGCUAAGUUACUGUGAUUCAGCUGUGGAUUUCUUAAUUACUACGUUUAUCCGGUUACAUUACUUAAAGACUUGAUGUUAAAGUCUGGCACAGCAGGCCCUUCCACCGUUUCCUCUCCUCAGCCAAUGAAGGACCCAAAGGAGAGCUUGUCCAUGUCCGCCCGGGCUGUUCUGGACCACAUUAAGCCAUGUUGGUACUGGGACAAGAAGGAUCUGGCCCACACACCAUCCCAGGCUGAAGGCUUGGACCCGGGGACAGAGGCGCGCUACAGGAGAGAAGGAGCGCGCUUCAUUUUCGAUGUGGGGACACGACUCGGCCUACAUUAUGACACACUGGCAACUGGCAUCAUAUAUUUCCACAGAUUCUACAUGUUUCACUCAUUUAAGCAGUUUCCCAGAUAUGUGACUGGUGCCUGUUGCCUGUUUUUGGCUGGGAAAGUGGAAGAAACUCCAAAAAAGUGUAAAGACAUUAUCAGAACAGCUCGAGAACUACUGAACCCUGUGCAGUUUGCCCAGUUUGGGGAUGAUGCAAAGGAGGAAGUGAUGGUGUUAGAGAGAAUCCUGCUCCAGACCAUAAAGUUUGACCUGAUGGUGGAGCAUCCGUACAUGUUCCUGCUGCGCUAUGUCAAACAGCUAAAAGGGGACAAGAAUAAAGUGUGCAAAGUACUACAGAUGGCAUGGACCUUUGUCAAUGACAGCCUGUGCACCAUGCUGUCGCUACAGUGGGAGCCAGAGAUCAUCGCUGUGGCCGUCAUGUACUUGGCCGGACGCCUCUGUAAAUUUGACAUCCAAGAAUGGACCACGAAGCAGCCGUCACGACGCUGGUGGGAGCAGUUUGUUCAGGAUGUGCCAGUGGAGCUGCUCGAAGACAUCUGCCAUCAGAUCCUGGACCUGUACUCUCAGGGGAACAAGCCCAUCCCGCAGCAGAUACAGGAGAGAGAGAAGGCCUCCACUCCUCAGGCUCCUCCAGUGCCACAGGGACCUCCUCCUCCACCCAGCAACCCCCCUCCACCUCCACCAAAGAAGACUUCACCACCAGGGGGCAGUCCUGCACGACAGCUCAAACGCACACAUGCGUCCCCUAAAGAAGAACCAAAGGCUCCAGAACAAGUUGGAUCAAAAAUUCCUCGUCUGGAGAGCCCCAUGCCGCCCCUGCCUUCUCCGCAGCCUCCUCCUCCGGAACGUAAAGCUCCCGUUCCUGCCCCUCCCGCCGAGGCCGAACCAGUCAGUGAAGUGGCGCCUCCCCCUCCUCUGGCCCCGCCCCCUCAGCAGCCGCCCCCUCUGCCCCACCGCCCACCCCCGCCUCCCCCCUCCAGCUACGUCAUGUCCACCACCAGCUCGUACAUGUCCGGCGAGGGCUUCCAGAGCUUACAGUCCCUGAUGAAGACUGACGCGCCCACCUACCCGCCCCUGCCCCCCGGGUACGCCCCCCCGAUGCCCCCCUAUCACCACGUCUACCCGCCCCCUACCGCGCCUCCUCCGGGACCCCCGCCCUCCACGUACCCUCCGCCGCCCAGCUUGCCCCCGGCGUUCCCUCCUCCACCGGGGUAUAACAACUACCCGCCUCCCCCUCCUCCGCCCAGGAUGGCACACACUCAUGUACCUCCACCGGGAAUAGGCCUACACCCGCCCGGUUACCCUCCUCCACCCCCUGUGCCCGGACAGUCACCAGUCCCACACCCUCCUCCACCAGGUAUGCUGUUAAAUCGCGGGGGUUGGAUGAGAUGAAACGGAAAUCUUAAAAACUACGUAAAACUUUUCGCAAAUAAAAACGCAGGAGUGUUUUGCCGUUAAAAAGGGCAUAGCGAGCUCACAGGACGGCAGCGCGAACUCGAAUUAGGAAAAAGGCUUUAAUAAUAAAUUUAAAGAAUUUGAUGGGUACAACAUGACACAUUGUUAUCUGCUCAUGCAAUAGCACCAUCCAUAAAACGUCAGAAUGAGUUAAAACGGAAACAUUUUCUGCUGCGUUUGUUCAUUUCUGUUUUAAAUUUGACUGUGACCCUGCAGUUGUUUUUUUUAUUAUGUUGAAAGUUUAGCUAAACGUUGUCGCAUUAGCUAUCAUAGACAUCGCCUUUAAACCAUUGUUGUUUCCGAUAGUAUUUCAUAAACUUAUAAACAUCACCGUUCAACGCAUAGUUUUCAGUGACGUGAUAUUUGCAGUGCUUUGGACGGCAGAGGAAAGGGUUAAAGGGCUCGUAUUAGAUUAUUUUUUUGAUCGAUGUUGUAAUGUUUCCUUAUCAAAAACAGACCUGGAGUUGUUUUGUUUCACUUACACAUGUUUAACUCACAAAUGCUUCAUAUUUAGGCUGAGUUCUUCUCUCAAACUGAAAACACGCUGUUCCUCCUUGUGAUGUCAUGUGGUAAUACAGGAAGUGCUCUACUGUGUUUUUAAACUCCUUACAGCUUCUCUACAAUCAUUUGGAUGAAUUCAGUCCAGGAAUUACCGAUCUCUACUAAACAAAAUGUAACGGGUAACAAUGCAUUUUAAGCUUUUGAGACGUAGACAAACUAAUAAUGCAGUGUGAAUGAAACAAAACACAACUCCAGGUAUGUUUUUGAUGUGCUAACGACAUUAUAACGUGACUUAAAAUGACCUUUAAAGUUGCCUCCCUGAUGCAAAACAAGACUAAUUCAUAUCAUUUGAAAUACGAAAUAAACUAUGAAUAACGCUGGACUUUUCAAAUAUAUUUGUCCAGACACAAAAAAAUAAGAAUGAUGAUGAGAACAUUGACAUUUUUGUAUUUUUGUAGUUUAUUUGUUGUUUAUAUUGCGAUAUGGAUCCUUAUGUCCCAAUUUUUUACCCACUAAACGUAGUGUUAUUUUCAGAUGUUGGACUUUAUUUACAGUUGCCAUAUUACAACUGUCUGCAAUCAAAGUGUUACCUCCUUUUGAAUACAUUGGCUUGGGAAUGUGACAUUACAUGAAAACUCUGGGUAGGACCAUGUUUGCGUAACACUGGACAUUUGGGGCAUUUUUGUACAUAUCUGCUUUGUUCCUGUAGGAUUUGAGAGAUUAUAUCCAAUGUGCCUUAGGCUCCUCCUCUGUACUGUUCGUGCAGUUUUGGUUUUGUGUCAAAGUGGCACUUAGGACAAUAAAGACCUGCUUUUUCCUAA